UGCAGUGGAUUUUACGCUACCGCCACCGCGAGUUGCAGGAGGCGCGCAUGCGCACUGACCACAAGCGGCCGGUCUUUAAAAAAAAAGAAAAAAAAAGAGAGAGAGAGAAAAAAAAGGAUUCCUUAUGCCAACCGAUGUAAUCAAGGCGAAGAAUUAUCUCUUAUCUCUGGGCAUACAUGGUGAUAUUCCCAUGGGAUCAGAGAGGAUGGAGAUGCGAAAGAGGCAGAUGUCGGGGCAGCAGGAGCUGGUGGCGGGAGGCACAACGACGGGAACGGUGCCAGCCCAGCCCGAGCAGGCUGGUCAGGGCGAGCGUGCCUCUAACGCCUGCUGUUUCUGCUGGUGCUGCUGCUGUAGCUGCUCAUGUCUCACUGUUAGGAAUGAAGACAGGGAGGAGAGGAACCGGAAAGCCUCGCACGACAUCAAAGCUGAGGACCCUGGUGACUGCGAGGAGAGUCCAAAGCCCACUAUGGAUGAAGUGUGCUCAUGGGGGCAAUCCUUUGACAAGUUGAUGCGUUGUCCCGCUGGACGUUGCGCCUUCCGGCAAUUUCUGCGCACCGAGUUCAGCGAGGAGAACAUGCUCUUCUGGCUAGCCUGUGACGAGUUCAGCAAGGAGACCAAUAAGAGCGUCAUCAAGGAGAAGGCACGCCUCAUAUACGAGGACUACAUUUCCAUCCUGUCACCCAAAGAGGUGAGCCUGGAUUCACGCGUUCGGGAGGUAAUAAACAAGAACAUGCUGGAGCCCACGUCUCACACGUUUGACGAUGCCCAGCUCCAGAUUUACACGUUAAUGCAAAGAGACUCGUACCCACGCUUCAUGAACUCCCCCGUCUACAAAAACCUCCUCAAGAGCGUCUCAGAGCAAUGUCCGGAAUCCUAAAUCUCUGUGAUCCCACUCGAAUUCUCCCUUACUCUUCUUCUUUUUGGGUUCCUUUUUCAUCACGUGGAGUUUGGUUUUUAAAAAAAAGAAAAAAAAAAGAAAGAAAAACAAAAAAAAGGACCUUACUGUGGGUCCUCCCAGGGAUUUUACCACAUUAGAGAUUCUGUACCUGAACAAGACACUCAGGUCUCCAGGUCACUGGAUUGUCAAACAAUGUCUCAAAUCUCCUGAGGGCUCAAUACCACAAGUACUGCUACGAAUCAACAUAGCAAGAAGCUCCAAAGGAUUAUCAGCGCAUUUUCAUCUUUCGAAGCGAAAGCGUCUCUUUUAUUCGUUUUGAAUCGUCGCAAUUACAAA
Molecule: messenger RNA, 1234 nt
Organism: Ictalurus punctatus (channel catfish)
Lineage: Eukaryota; Metazoa; Chordata; Actinopteri; Siluriformes; Ictaluridae
Gene: rgs20
Product: regulator of G protein signaling 20
Exons: 5
Coding region: 125-877 (250 amino acids)
Source: RefSeq, a predicted model, not a curated record